Molecule: messenger RNA, 1544 nt
Organism: Desarmillaria tabescens
Lineage: Eukaryota; Fungi; Basidiomycota; Agaricomycetes; Agaricales; Physalacriaceae
Exons: 1
Coding region: 1-1428 (475 amino acids)
Source: RefSeq, a predicted model, not a curated record
AUGCCCAUACACAGGAUUCUUGAAAACUGCAUCACACAAAAUUACGACUUUGGCACUGCCUACGCCUACUUGCGCCAUGAUUGGAUCAAAUCUACCAUCCCUAGAUUUACUUCUGAAGUGGAUCUGAAGACACCACAAAAUAUCAUUGUCAAUGGUUUGAUCCACGAGAAAGAUGGAUCCCCUCGGCGCGUCUGGGAUCUGUAUGCAAAUCGGGUGGUUCCUUACUGGAUCACGUACAAAAUGCCCUGGGGGAUAUCGCAUGCUUGGAUGGAUGAGAACGAUCGUGUUCAAGUGUGGACACCCAUUAACCAAGAGGAAUGGCCUGUUCCGAUACCGAAAGAUGCCGACCUUGCUCUCAUCCGAAUCGAGAUGUUGAACCUCGGAGCAGAACUUGUUUGGUUGGACGUUCUGUGUUUGAGACAGCCGGGUGGGCGGGGGGAGCAUCUACGCAGGGAUGAGUGGAAGGUGGACGUGCCCACUAUCGGGUUCGUGUACCAGAACUUGUCUAAUUCGGAGGUGGUGUGCUAUUUCAGUGGGCUGGGUCGGCCGUUGAGUCUGAAGGCGGGCGACUUUGAAAGUAAGCUGUGUUGGUUUAAUCGAGCAUGGACGCUGCAAGAGAUCACCGAGAAACCGAUCAUUUGCGGGGGCACCGGAGAUAACGUCAUGAUGGAAGAAGACGUAAGAAUGAGGUUCAAUCAACAGCUUGGAUCGCUACAGCAUAUGGCAAAACAUGGCAGCAUGUUUGAUGUCCUGUCGGAAAUGCGGAAACGGGUGUCGACAAAGCCUCUGGAUAAAGUGGCAGGCUUAGCAAACAUUUGCUGCUUCUGGUCUAUCCCUAUCUACCGUGAGGAUCAGUCGGACGAGGAAGCAUGGACAGCGCUUGUGAAUGCGAUGCUCGUUGACAAACGGGCAGAAUUGCUCUUCUUCUACCCGGAACCUGGCGACGGAAGCAUAUGUUGGAGACCAUCCUGGAAACAGGUAAUGACGAAGACACUUCCUUCAGCUCAAAGGUACAGGGGGGUGAAAGGUGGAGUGGGAUGGGCAGAGAAUGUCGACUUAUACGAAGGUCCCUGCAUCGAUUUAGGUGACGUUCAGGGAUUGUCCAACGGACCUCAAGGCGGGAUGCCUCGAGAGGGACGGUUGAUCAUCAAAGAUCACACCGGAACACUCCAAACAAUCAAGAUCAUUGCCGAGCAUGAAUUCCCGAUACCCGAUGGACCUUAUACACUGAUAGGUGGUGAUGCCGGCUAUAAUCGCUUCUCUGAGGAUUACCAAGAUUUCGAGAUGAUGUACUGGGUAAUCGGCUGGUAUAAACCACAUCACAGGUUCGAGAAAUUGUCGGUUUUCAAUAUCGCGGACAUCGAGGGACAAAGGAUGCUAAAGCAGCUUGGAGUUGCAGAUCGCCGAGUUGAAACUAUUCUUGCCUGAUUCAGUUCUAAUAGCUGUGAGAUGGUAUAGAUAAUAGCGAAGGAACUUUCUUUAGACUCACUAAGCGAUCGGGUCGCUUCCAGUUUCUUCUCUAUUUUUCUCUCUUUCCUUUAACA